AUUCGUCAGCCAUUUCAUUUAGUAGAAUUUAGCCCUUGACCUUUACUUGUGUCUUUUAGAACGCUUAGUUUACCUAUUGGUAUAAUUAAUAUAAUUCGAUCGAAUAAUAUUUCACUUCUACUUUUAGGCUUAGCUACUACCGCUUUAAUUUCUUUCUUAUGAUGACGUGAUGUCAUUCGUGAGUCUACUAUACAAGGCCAUCAUACAACAUUUGUUGUUAAAGGUCUUAAAAUCGGUGUAGGACUCUUCAUUAUUAGGGAAGUGUGUUUUUUUUUCGCUUUUUUCUGAGCUUAUUUUCAUAGCAGGUUGGCACCUUCUGUUGAAAUUGGGUCUCAUUGGCCCCCUACAGGAAUUUACCCUCUUCAAGCCUUCCAGGUCCCACUUUUAAACACUUGUGUUUUAUUAUUAUCUGGUGUAUCCAUUACUUGAGCUCAUCAUGCCAUUGAGGAAAAACAAUUAGCAAGAGCACGGGAUGGAUUAGGAGUUACCUGUCUUCUGGGAUUAUACUUUUUAUUUUUACAAUAUGGGGAGUACCAAGAAACUUCUUUCACGAUUAGGGAUAGGGUUUAUGGGUCAUGUUUUUUUAUAGCGACUGGAUUCCAUGGACUGCACGUAGCCGUAGGGACAACAUUCCUUAUUGUGUGUUUCUGUCGGUUAAUUAAUUACCACUUUAGAUCUAAUCACCACGUUGGAUUCUUAGCCGCUGCAUGAUAUUGGCAUUUUGUUGAUGUGGUCUGAUUAUUCUUGUAUAUCAGUAUCUAUUGAUGGGGAUCAUAA
Molecule: messenger RNA, 777 nt
Organism: Physella acuta
Lineage: Eukaryota; Metazoa; Mollusca; Gastropoda; Physidae
Source: the annotation of a RefSeq genome assembly